This is a messenger RNA of Hyaena hyaena (striped hyena), 1605 nucleotides long. Its product is annotated as cytochrome P450 4F22. The transcript has 12 exons. Lineage: Eukaryota; Metazoa; Chordata; Mammalia; Carnivora; Hyaenidae. Gene Ontology annotation, molecular function: monooxygenase activity; oxidoreductase activity, acting on paired donors, with incorporation or reduction of molecular oxygen; iron ion binding. Gene Ontology annotation, biological process: ceramide biosynthetic process. The record is from RefSeq and is a predicted model, not a curated record. The coding region runs from base 2 to 1597 and encodes 531 amino acids. Gene Ontology annotation, cellular component: endoplasmic reticulum membrane.
GAUGCUGCCCGUCACAGAACACCUGCUGUGCUUCCUGGGACUGGAGAAGACCGCGUUCCGCUUGUACGCCGGGUCUGCGCUCCUCCUCUCCCUGCUCUUCUUCCUCUUCUGCCUGCUGAUCCAGUUCCUGAGGUUCUGCUGGUGCUUCUACGUCAUGUGCUGCCGGCUGCGCUGCUUCCCCCAGCCAUCCCGGCGCAACUGGCUGCUGGGCCACCUGGGCAUGUAUCUUCCAAACGAGACGGGCCUCCAAGAUGAGAAGAAGGUGCUGGACAACAUGCACCAUGUGAUCCUGGUGUGGAUUGGCCCUGUUCUGCCACUGUUGGUUCUGGUGCACCCUGACUACAUCAAGCCCGUGGUGGGUGCCUCAGCUGCCAUAGCCCCCAAGGAUGACCUUUUCUAUGGUUUCCUGAAACCAUGGCUGGGAGAUGGGCUGCUGCUCAGCAAAGGUGACAAGUGGAGCCGGCAUCGCCGCCUGCUGACACCCGCCUUUCACUUCGACAUCCUGAAGCCCUACAUGAAGGUCUUCAACCAGUGCACUGACAUCAUGCACGCUAAAUGGCGGCGCCUGGCGGAGGGACCGGUGGUCUCCCUUGACAUGUUUGAGCAUGUCAGCCUCAUGACCCUGGACAGUCUUCAGAAAUGUGUCUUCAGCUACAACAGCAACUGCCAGGAGAAGAUGAGCGAUUACAUCUCGGCCAUCAUCGAGCUGAGCGCCCUCGUGGUCCGGCGCCAGUACCGCCUGCACCACCACAUCAAUUUCGUCUACUACCUCACGGCAGACGGGCGGCGCUUCCGGCAGGCCUGUGACACCGUGCACCGCUUUACCACGGAGGUCAUCCAGGAGCGGCGGCGGGCACUACGCCAGCAGGGGGCUGAGGCCUGGCUUAAGGGCAAACAGGGCAAGACCUUGGACUUCAUCGAUGUGCUGCUCCUGGCCAAGGAUGAAGACGGGAAGGAGCUGUCUGAUGAAGACAUCCGAGCCGAGGCGGACACCUUUAUGUUUGAAGGUCAUGACACAACAUCCAGUGGGCUGUCAUGGGUGCUGUUCAACUUGGCCAAGUAUCCAGAGUACCAGGAGAAGUGCCGGGAAGAGAUCCAGGAGGUCAUGCAAGGCCGGGAGCUGGAGGAGCUGGAGUGGGAUGACCUGACCCAGCUGCCCUUCACCACUAUGUGCAUCAAGGAGAGCCUACGCCAGUUCCCACCCGUGACCCUGGUCUCCCGCCGCUGCACGGAGGACAUUAAGCUUCCAGACGGACGCAUCAUCCCCAAAGGAAUCAUCUGUCUGGUCAGUAUCUACGGAACCCACCACAACCCCACAGUGUGGCCUGACUCCAAGGUGUACAACCCCUAUCGCUUUGACCCGGACAACCCCCAGCAGCGCUCCCCACUGGCCUACGUGCCCUUCUCCGCCGGACCCAGAAACUGCAUCGGACAGAGCUUUGCCAUGGCCGAGAUGCGCGUGGCCGUCGCGCUGACGCUGCUGCGCUUCCGCCUGAGCGUGGACCGAACGCGCAAGGUGCGGCGGAAGCCGGAGCUCAUCCUGCGCACGGAGAACGGCAUCUGGCUCAACGUGGAGCCACUGCCUCCGCGGGCCUGAUCGCCGGC